AUGGCUCCGCAAGCCCAGUCUCCCGCGAUGAAGACAGAGCCAGUUGAUUCGGACGAGAGAUACGAUCCUCCAUCGGUCGGCAAUACGCCAAAGAUCGCACAGCACACUUCCAGCUUCUCGCUCCCGGUCCGGACGUCGCGCCCACUCCCUUACGCGCCACCGCAACAACACUACAACCCCAUUCCCUCUGCGUCGGCAGCGUCGCACGGCCCGGUCGGCUCCACGUCGUGGCUCCAGGCAGAGCUGGCCAAAGCGACGGCGGCGGCCACAGCGCCAACCCCAGCGCCAGCACCCAAACCAGUCGCUUACGACCCGGCCUCCACCGCCGCGCCCGAGCAAUACGAUCCAACUAGGCCAGCGAUGACAUUUGGAACCUUCAGUCUGGCUCACCGACCGGCACCCGCCUCGAACCAAGAAGUAUCUCAGGCGACGCCAUCCUCCUCGUUCUUGUCUGCGCCUACUCAGCGUGCCACCACCAAGCGCGUGGAAAGCGAGACCGGCUUCGGGGACACGAUCGAAGCGCCAACAGUCUGCUGGGAUCAAUAUCGCAGCCUCCCGCAGCAACACAUGCUGGCCUGUGGGCACAUGACAACUACCACCCAUCCCAGGCAGUGCGGAUCGUCGUGCAAGCUCUCUGCCAAAGCAAUCACCGAAGCGUACGGAGCACCGAUCGGUUGUUACGCCUGCUCGCGUCCCAAGCGCAACGCUGCGUCUCGAGUUACAACUUCGUAUCGAGGCCCUUUCCUUCCCCAUGCACAGAGGAAGGUCAACAAGGGAAAGGCACCAGCGAGGAAGGACAGCUUGUUCAUUCCUGAAGGUGAAGGCCGGGCCAGUGAGAAGCGCAUGGCACUUCCAAGCGAGCGAUUCGGCUCAUCCGCCCGCGUACAAAAAGCGCCACGCAAACCCAAGAAGUUCGACCGCGACGAGGAUCUCCGACAGCUCAACAAACUCAUCGAGGCUGAUCCUGCCCUAAUGAAGCUGGUCGCGAGCGAGGCCGGUAGACACAUGAGGACCCGUUCAAAGAUCCAUGCCGGGUACGCAUACCAAGACGAGCUCGAGGCUGCAGCCUUGCUGUCGCGUCUGCCCAAAGAGGUUCAGCGGCUGAAGACCGAUGGCACGGACGCUUUGAAGUUCGGACUCCGGCCAAAGCAGAACUUCUUGGGCGGCUCUGUGGAGGACGGUCCGGAUCAUCGUAGGCUGGAGGUCGGCAAGAGCGAUCUGAAGCCGUGGUCGUAUGGCAAGUCGACGACGCGCAAGAAGCACUCAGCCAUGUCAAGCAUGCCAGCCGGUGACUACGAGCGCAUGUUGGCAGAAGAGGAUGGCGUUACUGUUUCGGAGGGCCUCGACAACGAGCAGCAGCUCCCUCGAGCUCGCGAAGACUACGGCGAUGGCGAUCAGGACGAUGAGUUCGACGGCAACAAUGCGCGCGGCAUUCAAGCUGAUGGCACCUACUUCGAGGAGGAACGCCACUGCGCUACUUGCGAACUCGAGACGGGAGAAGGACUCGAGCAGUGCGCCGACUGCGAAAAGUGGCUUCACCCAUCCUGCCACGGCGAGACAAACUUUGAGAGGUGCUCUGCUUGCACAAGCCGCCGUGGUGCUUAUGAGAAUUUCGCGGACGGAAUCUUCGUCAAGCCCACGCAGGCUAGGAAGUCCACGAAGCUUAGGACGGAGGCUGACAUUCGGGCAUUCAAUGCUCGGCGUCGGGCGGAGAGGAAGGAAGCGAUAGAGCGCCUGCAGCACGAGGUGGCGCUGAGCAAGUCCGGCGGAGAAGUGCUCGACAAGAUGGACGUAGACGUCACCAACCAGUCUGCAGAGGCGGCCAAAGGAGCUGGGUCGAAGACGAAGGCAGAGUGGAAGCAAGAUAUGCAGCAGCGGAGCCGCGAGCUGCUGUCGACUGUGAACAUACAGGAACAGAAGGCUGGAGGCGGAAGCGGAAGCGGCUUGGUGCACAAUGACAGUGCAGCCAAAGCUGGGUCCGAGGAUGUGGAGAUGGGCUUGUAA
Molecule: messenger RNA, 2004 nt
Organism: Saxophila tyrrhenica
Lineage: Eukaryota; Fungi; Ascomycota; Dothideomycetes; Mycosphaerellales; Extremaceae
Exons: 1
Coding region: 1-2004 (667 amino acids)
Source: RefSeq, a predicted model, not a curated record